AUGUCUGCCCUAACACCAACAUUCUCUUUGACAACAGCAUUACUUCCCGGUGUCCAGGAAUUUUCUCUGGACCUUCUAUUAGCCGCUGAUGAAUUGGCCCUUUUUGAUUUGGUUACUCACAUUCAAUCACAUAUCAUAGCUUCUGAAAGACCUUGGCUCCUUAAAAAUCUCAUAAAAGUUUACCAGUUUUCCGAACUAACUAAUAAUUUCUCAAAACUUCGUGAUCACUGUCAAGAAAUAAUCGAUAAAACUCCUGAUUUAGUUUUCGGUUCUAACGAUUUCGCUAAAUUAGAUCUCUCAACUCUAAUAUCACUUCUAAAACGGGAUGACCUCUCAGUUAAAGAAAUAGAUAUAUGGAAUCAUGUAAUUGAUUGGGGAAUCUGUCAACAUCCACCUUUUAAUCCCAAUAUUUCAAUAUGGACUGAUGAUGAUUUUGAAACUUUAAAAUCCAGAGUUCAACAAGCUCUAAUCCAUAUACGUUUUUUUAAUAUCUCCCAUAAUGACUUUAAAUCUAAAAUUAUUCCAUUUAAAAAAAUUUUGUCUAAUCAAUUAUAUGAACGUUUAGAAGAUCACCAUAUAACUUUUGGCUCUGAAUUGAUUUCCUCAAGACAAGCUGCUUUGAUUACUUGCUGGAUAGAAGAAAGAGAGUUUUCUUUUGAGAAGACUGAGCUCUUGGCCACUAAUCGUAGUUUUAUUUUUUCCAUGGAUAAUGACGACAAUAAUUUAAAGAAUUCUAUUCUUAGUAGAGUUUCUCCGGCUGGAUGUGCUAUUUUUAAUCAUGGGUAUGCCCCUGAUAAAAUAGGUUUUGGACGUGAUCUUAUGUGGUUUAAUGGAACAAGUCUUCAUUCAGAUUAUGAGAAAAAUAUUUUUAUGCCUGAUAAUUUCAAUAUGGUACGUUUUUAUGAGAAAAACUUCUUUCGCCCAGAUACUUUUGAUGUGAUAGAUUUUGAGGCAGGUUCGGGUUCAUGA
This is a messenger RNA of Dentiscutata erythropus, 969 nucleotides long. The record is from the annotation of a GenBank genome assembly. NCBI's taxonomy places the organism in Eukaryota, Fungi, Glomeromycota, Glomeromycetes, Diversisporales, Gigasporaceae.